Messenger RNA from Chelonia mydas (Green sea turtle), 2192 nucleotides. RefSeq names its product sideroflexin 4 (gene SFXN4). Gene Ontology annotation, biological process: mitochondrial transmembrane transport; monoatomic ion transport. NCBI's taxonomy places the organism in Eukaryota, Metazoa, Chordata, Testudines, Cheloniidae. Gene Ontology annotation, cellular component: mitochondrial inner membrane. The transcript is spliced from 13 exons. The coding region runs from base 889 to 1830 and encodes 313 amino acids. The record is from RefSeq and is a predicted model, not a curated record. Gene Ontology annotation, molecular function: monoatomic ion transmembrane transporter activity.
CAGUUGUACCUUUGCACAUGACUUGAACGUGUGGGUGAUGUGAAGUGAGAAGUGUAAGCACAGGCUGUUCUGCACAAGACUCAAAGGAUCCGUAGGAGCAAAUCCCAACAGUGUUGACUCAUCCCUUCCUUACAUAGAUAAAAUGCAUUUCAUAAGGGUUACUGUGAUAAGCCCUUACAGCUGGGGUGUCCACGUUAGAUAUUAAAUAUCCCAUAACAGUUAUUGCAGGAAACUAGGAUUUUCCUUGCUGUCCAGCAUCCUUCUAUCCCUUCCUCAGUGUUGCAGCUGCACUGACGUUCAGGGUCUUGCAUGGCAGCCAUAUAACCUGAAAAAGUCCAAUUAAAAAUACAUUGUGUUGCACCUUCCUACAAAUUCUGCCUUUAGUAUUAUCUGUUAGAAUCUGCUUAGACUUUGGCAGUAUAAUAUGGCAGUUCACGUUUCGGUGAAAUUUAUGAUUGAAUUUAGGGGCCACAAAAGUGAAGGAAUAAUAGCCCUGUCCCAGGCCAGGUACAGUACAAGAUGGUGCAGUGUAAACUUCUGUGCAUCUCUGCAGUUUGUUUCCACUACGGGCCUGUCUAUAUUAGGGCAAUCGCCCCCGGCUGCCCUUUGAGCUGUUCCACUACCUGGAAUCUCUGAAGUGCUGCCUGCUGCAGCCCUGCCACAGACAGGCUUGUGAAGAGGUCCUCAGAGGACCCCCCCUAUGGCUGUCCUACACACUGUCUGCAAUGGGGGAAUUCUUACCCAGCUGCUUUUUAGGGCCCCUUUAUGCCACAUAAAAGGCCAUUCAUCCAGCUCAUACUUCUUUAACUUGCUGGCAAGAAUACUGUGGGAGACUGUGUCAAAAGCUUUGCUAAAGUCAAGGAACAACACCUCCACUGCUUUCCCCUCAUGGCCUUUCACCACUGGAAACCAGGUCCGAUAAGGAUUAUUCAUGUGUGUAAGUGUUUUAUUAAUGAGGAAGAAAUAGAAAAAUCCAGAUUACUUUUACAAACCGGUGCUCAGACUCUUCAAGAGCCUUUACGGGACAAAAAGGUAAAACAAGCCUGGAAGCUGAGUCUGUCCUCUGUGCACCCUGGUACUGGCGAGAUAAUUCCCCUUGUGUUUAGACCACCAGCUUUCCUGCCCUUAGUCACCCCACUGGUUUUUGCUAGUUUACUACCACAAAGAGGAGCAAAGCAAGCAUUUAUUUGGCAGUUCCUGUUUCAUGCAUACGCUGCUGGAUUCACCAUAGCAAAUGGAAAUGCUACAGCUAAAACUGAAGAAACAGCAUUGCCACAAAAGCUGCCAGAAAAGCAACUCCUUCUGAGCACAGGUGCCAUCUCUUAUGCAGCAUGUAUAGGAGCAUUUCCUCACUUUGUCGUGACACAAAAUAGAGUGAAUAAUCCUUCUAUGCAAACGUUCUUCAGAAAAAUUUUACCCAUUCCACUUCUUGCCUGCCUGACUGCAUUUAAUGUGAUGAUUGUCCGAGGAACUGAGUGUGAGAAUGGGAUCGAAGUUAUGGACAAGAAUGGCAAGGUCGUUGGAGUGUCACAAAAAGCUGGGUUGAAGGCAGUACAAGAAACAGCUUUAUCAAGAGCAGCCUUUUUUGGGACAGCAGUAAUUAUUCCAGAGUCUCUUUUAUACUUCUUGCAACGCACAAACUUUUUACUCAGCAAUCCACACGCUUUGACUCCACUGAGACUGCUUAUGACUGUUUCAGCAUUGGGUGCGUUAUUACCAGUUUCAUUCAGUGUCUUCCCGCAGUUGGGAGAGAUAAAACGAGAUGACCUUGAAAAAGAGAUUCUGACAUCCACAGAAGAAACUGUGCUUUUUUACAACAGGGGAGUUUAGAAAAUGGUUUUAACUUAUAAGUGUCUCUUUUGAUCAAACUGAAUUUGUACGUCCAUACAAGGCUUCAAACCUAAAUCAAUCUGUCUAGUGUAUUUUUGAAUAAUGAAGUCAUGGGAAAGGCCUUCAGACUGGGCUUAGAACAGUACAUUUUUAAACGGACAGACUAAUCUAAACCAUCUGCAAGAUCCCCCAUAGAAUCCUGUGUGUGAAAAUAGCUUAAUAAUGCCUAUACUUUAUAUGUGAUUAACUCCAGAAAGAGAAAAUAUUGAAUAACUGUACCCAUCACAAACAUCCAGCAUUCUGUACUUUCUCCUACAGCAAUGUGGUUGAUUCCCUACUUAUUAAAACCUAUAACUGCAUAU